Pangasianodon hypophthalmus (striped catfish) is the source of this 1778-nucleotide messenger RNA. It is a transcript of the gene alox5ap, whose product is annotated as arachidonate 5-lipoxygenase-activating protein. NCBI's taxonomy places the organism in Eukaryota, Metazoa, Chordata, Actinopteri, Siluriformes, Pangasiidae. Gene Ontology annotation, cellular component: nuclear envelope; membrane; endoplasmic reticulum. Gene Ontology annotation, molecular function: leukotriene-C4 synthase activity; glutathione transferase activity; enzyme activator activity. The record is from RefSeq and is a predicted model, not a curated record. Gene Ontology annotation, biological process: leukotriene biosynthetic process. The transcript is spliced from 6 exons. The coding region runs from base 367 to 834 and encodes 155 amino acids.
UACCUUAUAGGAGUUACGAGUGUGCCGAAUUUUGUUUUUGAGAGAUGGGAAAAAUGCUGUUGGAUCCUUUUGAGUUCGUGGGGGUGACAUACAGUAUGUGCUUCUGGUUACUGUAAAAGAGCUUUAAUAAAAGGGAGCCCCCUAUCUAUGGAUGCAUGGUCUAAAGGUAGGAAGUAGAUCAUUUAGUAAAACAGGAAAAGGAGAAAUAAAAUGGACCUCCCCUCACAACAGGAAGUGCAUUACUGAGAGCUUUAUAAAAGGCAAACUGUCUCACCCACUAGCUGAUUAUCAUCUCCACAUCCUGCUUAUCAACAAACAGGCGUCAGACCAACACUCAAAGACAAGCAAACUGCUCAUCCUGAAAACAUGAAUGAGGAGGUGAUGGAGCAUAUAUUUUUACUGGUGCUGGUCACAGUGCUGAGUGUUAUGCAGAAUGCAUUGUUUGCUCAGAAAGUUGAGAAGGAGUGUAAGGCAAAUAAUGGCAAAUCAGCUGCAUUUGACCGACUGUCUUGUGCUAGUCGAAACUGCAUGGAUGCAUAUCCAACAUUCCUGGCAGUCAUGUGGUGUGCUGGAAUCUGUCUCAGCCAAGCACCAGCAGCAUUUGCUGGAAUUGUAUAUCUUGUGGCCAGACAAAAGUACUUUGUUGGAUACAUGGGACAGACAUCACAGAGCACCCCUGGUUUUCUGUUUGGAAAACGAAUCCUCAGCUUCCUGUCCCUCAUGUGUGUUGUGGGUGUCCUGAACUACCUGCUAACCACCUAUGGGGGCAAUGACUAUAAAGAGUACAUCCAAACCAUCACCAAAGCUGCCUCUACUCUUCUCCUAAUCCCUUAGUCAGCCGGAGGAGACCUGCUUUGCAUUUCGAUCCUUUGCUAAUAUUUUUUUACAUUUUUCAGAAGCAGCACAUUUACAGUUUACAUUUACAGUUACACAUACAUAGUAAAGCACUGAUGGUUUUAUGUCUGUUAAGAACUCUGUAAGCUGGUAGUAGGUUGGUUAUUUGUUCAAUGGCCUGAAGAACUGGUCAGUGCUGCUGACAUGCAUGAUUAAUAUCACAACUGCUGCAUUAACCAUACUCUAUGUAAAUUUUCUUGGUCAGUGAUUUGGAAACUAGCCAGACACUUGGUUUAAUAAACCAGCUUUCUUGUCAGGUAAAACUUUUUUGUUGUUCCAACAGCCUAAGAAGUUGUGUUAAAAUUAAUCUGCAUCAGUGACCAGUCUGACACAGUUUUUAAAGUCAUUUCAACUGCUCAAAAACUUAAAUCUUUUCAUGCUUUCUAUUUAAUGUAUCCUAUAUUGCUUUGGUUUACACAAUUACAACAUUCUAUUGCAUGUAAUAAUCAGGAAAAAUUGUGUCGUUAUUAUCAGUGUCAGGCCCAUGCAAUCCAUAAACUCCACGGCCUACAAACAUGGCCGUCUUAGACUACGCACCCCAGAAUCCACCACCACUAACCUGCUCCCAAUCUCCAGACUUCUGAUCACACACCUGUUCCCAAUCUUACACACACAUAAAAGAGCUUCUCAUUCCCUGAAAGUAAAUGCUCAGUUUGUCCUAGCACAACUGACUUUACCAAGCCUUUUGUACUGUGUUGAAUAUCCUGGUUUUUGGUUUUUUUUUUUUUUUUUUUUUUUUUUUUUUUUUUUUGACUCUCAUGUUUGUCUCUGCCUAGUUUACUCUGUUUGCUCAUCGCCUGACCCUUGCCUGUUUUUUUGACAUUGACUCUGCUUCACGUUUUGGAAUUAUCUGCAUAAUUCUCAUUAAAAUAAACUGAACUGCA